AUGGCGGGAAAGGACAGACUUUUUAAUCCUCGGAGCUUGUAUUUUGACAACCUGGAUGCUUUGGAAUGUUGGUAUUUCAAGAAGUCAAUAAGCUCUAAUGAUAAGAUCAAUAUUGCGAGGGAACGUAUAAUCGACUACAAGAGUGCAGAACCUCUUGAUUCGGCCAGAAAGGAAGGCGAAACACCAAUCUUAACAGUUUGUCAUGAUUUUAAGGGCGGAUAUCAAAAAUGGGAAGACCGCAAUCCUCUUGGAGAAUACAAGCAUCCUACUGGCGAUCACUAUUGGCUGCGGUAUACGGAGUUAGUUGGCGAGUUCAUAUACUUUUCUCACCACACUAUCAGUAUCCCGACAGUAUGUUGGAGUAAUUAUUUACAUCGGCAUGGUACUCCUGUCUUGGGCACACUAAUACUUGAAAAUUUUGACAACGGCACAGCCGGCGCAGAACUUUUUAAGAGAAAGGAUGACGGUACGUUUCUAUUCGUUGAAAUUUUAACCUCAUUGUGUAAAACUUUCAAUUUUGAAGGUUGGCUAGUCAAUUUGGAAACAAAAUUUCCCGUCGAUGUAGCGCAUGAUGUUCCAUCUUUCGUCCAAGCUUUAACUUCAAGCAUAAAUUCCAACGUUCCACAAGGAAGAGUAGUUUGGUAUGACUCUUACCUUCAAGAUUUUAAUCGUGUGAUAUAUCAAAAUGAGGUUAAUGAAUUCAAUGAGACCUUUUUCUUCAAAUCCGACAAGUUUAUGACUAACUAUGCAUGGGAUCUCUCAAAUAUGGAAAAAACACUGAAAAAUGUUGGAAUUUUAGGGAUGCGAAAUAAAGUUUCGGUGGGCAUUGAUAUCUGGGGUAGAAGUAUGAAGGUUGGUCAGGGCGGGAUGACUACUGAUAUCGCUCUGAGCUACGUAAAAAAGUUCGGCGGAAAUGCCACGCUAUUUGCACCGGCAUGGACUUACGAAAACUUCGACCACGAACAAUUUACCAGAAUAGACGAUGAGUUCUGGACUCGCAUAGAAAACAGCAUAGGAAGAGACAAGGAUCGUGAGACGAUGCCGCUUCAUGUUGGUGGGGGAGCGAUGACAUUUUUAACACUUUUCUCGACUGGUGCGGGAAAGUAUUUCAACAUGAAUGGGUCCACCGUGUCAUCAUCCAAUUGGGUUCAACUAAGUAUGGCCUCACCAAUGCCUAUCAAAGACGAAACGCUAAAAGUUGAUGAAUCAGACGCCUACAUUGGUGGAACUUGUUUGAAAUUUACUCCAGAUAUGGAAAAAGGAAGCAUUUGCUUAUUCAGGUUUCAGCAAUAUUUCAAAGCAAAAUCAGUCGAUGACCAUAAGCUUCAAGUACGCGUUCAUUUUAAAAAUAGCAUCGAGAAGCUUUCGGUGUUUUUAAAAUUAAAUUGCUUCGUUAUUAGGCGCGGAAAGAAAUCAGGUCAAACAUUCAAAGUAAAAGAAUUUAUUGUGAAAGUCCCACUUAAAAUUUCUAAAAAUUGGGAAUAUGCCGAAUCGAGUUUCAAUAUCCCAAAGCUUUCACUGGCGUUUAACGAAGAGUUUCUUCUUGACGAUGUGUCUCUUUGUUGGUGUCCUGAUUCAUAUGAUGGAGACUUUUUAACAGAAUCUUGGGUAAUGGUUCCUGAACAAGAAGAGGAUGGGACAGACGGAGGGGGGCUUUUGCUGGGUCUUUUUUCCUUAGAACUAUUUAACCAACGUGCUAAGGUAUCUGAACAAUCACAGAAUCUGUACCUCUCACCUGAAAAUACUCUGAGGUGGAAAGACGAUCCGAAGUCAUUCAUGUGGGUAGUUCUAGAUAGCGAUCAUUUGGCGGGGGUGACAUUCACUCCAAUAUGGCCUGUUUCAGAAAAAGCCUAUUCGAACAUGAGCAUUUUGCAAGUUAAUAGGAAUGGCAUCUGUUCACAAAUCGGGGUUACUUCAAUUUGA
Molecule: messenger RNA, 1923 nt
Organism: Lachancea fermentati
Lineage: Eukaryota; Fungi; Ascomycota; Saccharomycetes; Saccharomycetales; Saccharomycetaceae
Source: the annotation of a GenBank genome assembly